Messenger RNA from Symbiodinium pilosum, 453 nucleotides. Lineage: Eukaryota; Dinophyceae; Suessiales; Symbiodiniaceae. The record is from the annotation of a GenBank genome assembly.
AUGCUUGACAAGCAGAUGGAGUUUCGAAGGUCGCAAGGAGAGAUCAGGACCGUGAAACUGCCCAGAGCCCACACAAAUAUAGGCCCGUUUCCUGGUUGCAAGAGGAAUGCGCAACUCUCUCCUCGCAAGAGCGCUGCGGUAUGUUUCCUGGAGCAGCGCCUCCUGAGGGCAGACAGCGACAGCAAGAUACAGACCAUGCGCGAUAGUCUUUAUGAUGGUGUAAGCGGCACCGGCGAAGGGCGAUACAAGUAUUUGAAGCAUCGAGCAAAAACCAGCAUCCAGUCGCGGUAUGGAGAUGAGCCUACGACAACAUCGCAGGAGUAUGGCUGGAGCCGGCCGACAGGUGAAUAUCGAGCAUCUCCGUAUUGUCACAAGCCUGGCGUGGUAGAUGCCUUCAAUCGGCCAAGUGGAGUGAUCACGUACAAAGACCUGCCUUUGCAGUCCAAGCCUUGA